This is a messenger RNA of Rotaria sp. Silwood2, 786 nucleotides long. NCBI's taxonomy places the organism in Eukaryota, Metazoa, Rotifera, Eurotatoria, Philodinida, Philodinidae. The record is from the annotation of a GenBank genome assembly.
AUGCAAAAAUUUAAAGAUAUUGUUUCACGUCUACCUGUGUCAAAACCAUUAAAACAGCAACUUGAAUUACUUCUAAGUCAAUAUAAUGAUGAUGAUUCAAAUUCAUUGCAAAUGUUGAUUGUGCAAACACAUGACUUAUUGACAAAAAAUAAUUUUACUCUAUCAAAAUCGAAAAAAUCUUCAGAAACAAGUAAAUUAAUGAAAUCAACUUCUGAAACAGCCGAAGAAUUAACAAAUCAAGAAUUAUUAAACGAAGUAUUUGAUAUAUUGUUAGCAGACGAAGCAUCAGAUUGUUAUUACUCAUCGGAAUAUGAAGAUAUCAAAGAAAACAUUCGUCAAAUAUUUAAUAAUAUGGAAAAAGAAAAUCAAGGAUUACGAAAACAGAUUAAUGCAUUAGAAGCACAUAUCGGCAAUAUUGCCAUGCAACUCAGAAAUAAACUGGUACAAUUUAUCAAACCACAUCUUUCGUUUCGAGCUGCCAGAGACGAAUAUAUUCCUUUAUUACAAACAGAAGAACGAUAUCAACAAUUACCAAAUUUCAUUAAAGAAAAUGAUGCUAACUUAUCAAUUUCUGAUCUAGUACGGCAGAUAAAAACACUUUUACAUGCUCGUGUGCCAAAAGCUCAUCAAGAAACACCAGUGACUGAACGGGAAAUUGAUAUGCUGCUUCAUGAUUAUAAAAAACAAUGUGAUGAAUACACAAAAGAAGCAGCAGAAACAGUCGUACGUUUCUUCAAACUUUUAUCAAAAUAUCUUAAUGAGCCAUUGAUUGUUAGUUUAACUUGA